AUGUCGCGAUUCCAACCAGACGAAUUCCUUAUCAAUCUCCGCGGCAAGGUGGUUCUAUUGACAGGAGGAGCACACGGCAUAGGAGCAGCGCUCGUCAAGUUCUGCAUGGACAGUGGUGCACAUGUCUGCUUUGGCGAUCUUGACGAGCAAGCCGGCAAAGCUCUUGCGCACGAGAUAUCUCACUCGAGAUCCCAAUCAAAUGCAGAUCCUUCAACUCCUGGAGUUCUCUUCGUCGCUACAGAUGUCACAUCAUAUGAGUCCGUGCUAGGACUCUUUCAAGCUUGUCUGGAGAAAUUCGGCCGCAUCGACAGCGCUGUCUCAUGUGCCGGGAUCAUCGAGAUAGGGAACUGGUUUGACCCGACGCUCGAUCUGGAGACUGUGCGAAAUCUCCCUACCAGAAAAGUCCUCGAUGUCAAUUUGGUCGGAUCAUUAUACUUUGCGAGGGUAGCCUCUGUGUACCUUCGCCAAGGACGAAAGGACGGCGACGACAAAUCCCUGACGUUGAUAUCCUCAGUCGCGGGCUUCAAGGAAUCACCGGGCUUGUUCGUGUAUCAGGUGAGCUACUCUCUCCUUUUCUUUCCAAGACCACCACGGCCCAGAAUUAACCCGUCACCACAGGCAACAAAGCACGGAAUCCUAGGUCUGAUGCGCUCGCUGAGGCUCUAUCUCCCGCCCACAACGGGCAUCAGAGUGAACGCCAUCUGUCCGUGGAUGGUGCCCACGGCAAUGACCGAGGGAAUUGAAAGCAUGUGGCGAGCAGCAGGUUUGCCCAUCAACGAAACCGUGGACGUGGCUAGAAUCGUCGCCGGUGUGGCCGGAAAUCCUGAUAUGAAUGGGAAGGCGAUCUACGUUGAGGGCGGGCGUGGUUGGGAGAUUGAGGAUAAUAUCAAUCGCCUUGAGGGCCAGUGGUUAGGAGAAGAACAGGCUGCGUCACUGGCGAGAGGGCAGGAGGUUUUGGGUGCUGGUAUGGAUUGGGCUAAGAAGUAG
This is a messenger RNA of Exophiala bonariae, 987 nucleotides long. RefSeq lists its product as uncharacterized. Gene Ontology annotation, cellular component: cytoplasm. Lineage: Eukaryota; Fungi; Ascomycota; Eurotiomycetes; Chaetothyriales; Herpotrichiellaceae. The record is from RefSeq and is a predicted model, not a curated record. The transcript is spliced from 3 exons. Gene Ontology annotation, molecular function: oxidoreductase activity, acting on the CH-OH group of donors, NAD or NADP as acceptor. Bases 1 to 987 code for a protein of 328 amino acids.